Molecule: messenger RNA, 1470 nt
Organism: Vicia villosa (hairy vetch)
Lineage: Eukaryota; Viridiplantae; Streptophyta; Magnoliopsida; Fabales; Fabaceae
Exons: 2
Coding region: 219-1226 (335 amino acids)
Cellular component (GO): cytoplasm
Source: RefSeq, a predicted model, not a curated record
AUUAAGGGUUUGAGAAAUUAGUAGCAUAGGUAUUGCUGAACGGCGGAGUAAAAAGAAACACUCAAUCCUCUCGCGGCCACACCCGCGCCUAUUUACCGUCGCUCUCCCCAGCGCCACUUCAAAAGCCACCGCAGCAUAUAUCAAUCUCCGCCGCAUCACCUCCAGUAGUCCGGUGUUCGAAGAAAGGAACUUCAAUUUUUUUUUUGAGAGUGCAGAAUAUGAAAGAGGAAGAAGUGAAUUGUUGCCAGAUUCAGGAAUGGUACCCAAACUUCAAAUCCGUAUCAAUCAAGACGAUAAUUCACCAACUCCCCGAAGCUUUCGUUGAAUACCUUCUUGAUGACUCUAAGCCCUUUCUAUUGCCUGCUUCCGUCUUAAACGAAGACGCAUUGCCUAAUAGAAUUCACAAUCCUCUUGACGAAGAAGAUUUUCAGGUGUCAGAGGGAUCUGAUGAAGAAGCGGAAGAAUCUUCUCCUCCGCCUUGUUUUCCGGAACUUGAAUUGAAAGUUAAGGAAUCCGUUGAGUCUCUUGGGGGUGCUGUAUUCCCCAAACUGAAUUGGAGUGCCCCGAAGGAUUCGGCUUGGAUAAGUACUUCUGGUAGCCUUCGGUGCACUAAUUUCAGUGAGAUUGCGCUUUUGUUCCGAGGGUCAGACUCGUUAGUCCAUGACUUGUGUCAUGCUUAUGAUUCUUGUGAUGAUAAAGUUGCGUCUCAGCCGCAGAGUUUCUUUCUUGCUCUCCGGAAAUGGUAUCCGUCGCUUAAGCCAGACAUGGAGUUUCGUUGUUUUGUACGGAAUAAGAAAUUAGUCGGAGUUUCUCAACGGGAGGUUACUACUUUUUAUCCCAUUCUGCCCGAAAAGAAGAAUGAUAUCAUGAUACUGAUACAAGCAUUUUUCAACAAUCAUGUGAGAGAUAAAUUUGAGUUGGAAAACUACACGUUUGAUGUUUACGUUACGAACAAUGACAGAGUUAAGAUUGUGGAUUUCAACCCUUGGGGUGGCUUUACGUUACCAUUGUUGUUUACAUGGGAUGAAUUUGAGCAUGUUCGUAGUGAAGAAGAUGGUGUGGAGUUUAGAAUUGUGGAAGAUCGAUGCGGUGUUAGGCCGGGCCUAAAAACAGCAGUUCCAUAUGAUUACUUGGAUACCAGUCAAGGGAGUGGUUGGGAUCAAUUUCUAAGGAAUGCUGAUGAAGAGUUGAGAAAUCAACGCAGGUCUCCAGAAGCUGGUGCGUGAUAACUUGAUUCUUACUCUCAAUUUUCAACUUUGAGAUUGCAGCAGUGUUGUAAUCUGUGUUGUCAAUUGGAGAUUGCAAAACUAGUUAUUUGUUGUACUGUUGUCAAUUGGAGAUUGCAAAACUAGUUAUUUGUUGUACCUUUGUUACACUACAAUAGCACUGCCAUAACUUUUUUUUGACAAAACUUUGUGCUAACUUGAGGAUAUCUUUAUUGGAUAAUUUAUAAGUAUUUUUGUAAGUGUU